GUUGAUGACAAUAUUUUUUGGACAAAAUUCAAAGUCAAACAAAAACGUCACUUUCAACCUCUUCUACUUGUUAGAUCCAAGCUGCGCUUUUAUUUUAAUUUUAAAUUAAAUAUAUACUAUAGGACUGAGAAUCCAUAAUAAUAUACACAGCUAAGAACUUAUGUACUUUUUUUUUGUUUAUAAAAGACAGAUAGCUUCGAUAUUUUUUCGAAGUCUUCCAUAUUCAUUCCACUGAUCUUUAAUCUUUUGUCCUCUUCGUCUCCUCAGUUUCUUCCCUUUCAAAUUAUUUGAUCGUUUCAUUUCUCUAAUUAAACACAAGUCACAACUUGUAGCCAUGGGAACUCAAGCUCCAUCAAAUUACGAUGACUCCAAGAUUGACACAAGAACAGAAGAAGAGAAGGCAAUCGAUGCGUGGCUUCCGAUUACUUCUUCGAGGAAUGCAAAAUGGUGGUAUUCAGCUUUUCACAAUGUUACUGCUAUGGUUGGUGCUGGUGUCCUCAGUCUUCCUUAUGCCAUGUCUGAGCUUGGAUGGGGACCUGGUGUAACUGUGAUGAUUGUAUCUUGGAUUAUCACUUUAUACACACUAUGGCAAAUGGUUGAAAUGCACGAAAUGAUUCCAGGGAAACGUUUUGAUAGAUAUCAUGAGUUGGGGCAACAUGCUUUUGGGGAAAAGCUUGGAUUAUGGAUUGUUGUGCCCCAACAACUAAUUGUCGAAGUUGGUGUUGACAUUGUUUAUAUGGUCACCGGAGGAAAAUCACUUCAGAAGGUGCACCAAUUGGUUUGCAAACCACAAGAGGAAGGCUGCGCAAAUAUCAAACUUUCAUACUUCAUCAUGAUAUUUGCCUCUGUCCAUUUUGUGCUAUCUCAUCUUCCCAAUUUCAAUUCCAUAUCUGGUGUGUCUUUGGCAGCAGCUGUUAUGUCCUUAAGUUACUCUACAAUUGCUUGGGGGGCAUCAGUUAAGAAGGGUGUACAACCAAAUGUGGAUUACGGGUACAAGGCACACAGCACUGCAGGAACUGUGUUUGAUUUUCUAAGCGGAUUGGGAGAAGUGGCUUUUGCAUACGCGGGUCAUAAUGUGGUGUUAGAAAUUCAAGCUACAAUUCCUUCAACACCUGACAAACCUUCGAAAGUGCCUAUGUGGAGGGGAGUUGUUGUUGCUUACAUAGUUGUGGCCCUCUGUUACUUCCCUGUUGCUUUUAUUGGAUACUGGAUGUUUGGAAAUGCAGUGGACGACAACAUUCUCAUGUCUUUGAACAAACCUACCUGGCUCAUUAUCAUGGCUAACAUGUUUGUCGUUGUCCAUGUUAUUGGAAGCUAUCAGAUCUAUGCAAUGCCAGUGUUUGACAUGAUUGAGACCGUGCUUGUUAAGAAACUUAGGUUCAAGCCUACUUGGUAUUUGCGAUUUGUUACCAGAAACAUCUAUGUUGCUUUCACAAUGUUUGUUGGAAUCACCUUCCCUUUCUUUGGUGGCCUUCUUGGAUUCUUUGGAGGAUUUGCUUUUGCCCCAACAACAUAUUUUCUGCCUUGCAUCAUGUGGCUAGCAAUCUACAAGCCAAGGAGAUGGAGUCUCUCUUGGAUUGCUAAUUGGGUUUGCAUUAUUUUUGGAGUUUUGUUGAUGAUUUUAGCACCAAUUGGUGGGUUGAGAUCCAUCAUAGUACAAGCAAAGACCUACAAAUUUUACAAUUAGAAUCAUUGAUCAAGUGCAAGAAUAUAGCGAUGAGUAUGCCAUCUGAUUAAAUUUAGAUAGACGUAUGUUUGGCAAAGGAAAUUUCUACUUCCGUGGUGUGCUUUGGCUAUAAAACAUUUUAGAGUAUAGUUUUUCUUCGUAUGUAAAGAUUUGGUUAAUUUCAUGGUGUUGUUCAUUGUCAA
Messenger RNA from Solanum verrucosum, 1869 nucleotides. RefSeq names its product lysine histidine transporter 1-like. NCBI's taxonomy places the organism in Eukaryota, Viridiplantae, Streptophyta, Magnoliopsida, Solanales, Solanaceae. The record is from RefSeq and is a predicted model, not a curated record. The transcript has 8 exons. Gene Ontology annotation, cellular component: plasma membrane. The coding region runs from base 335 to 1687 and encodes 450 amino acids.